Messenger RNA from Ceratosolen solmsi marchali, 3374 nucleotides. It is a transcript of the gene cmb, whose product is annotated as combover. The record is from RefSeq and is a predicted model, not a curated record. Bases 48 to 3374 code for a protein of 1108 amino acids. NCBI's taxonomy places the organism in Eukaryota, Metazoa, Arthropoda, Insecta, Hymenoptera, Agaonidae. The transcript is spliced from 18 exons.
AGAUUUAGGAAGUUUCUUUGCUGGUUGGUAAUCGAAGUAACGUUAUUAUGUCUCCUGGAAUCAACGAUGAUCUCUGUAAUACAGGCGCAUUACCAAAGAGCAAUACGUAUACAAAUAGAAAUAGGGAUAGAGACAGACCGUCAAUUAAUCAAAAAAGCAAUUUCAUUGAAAGGUCACAUCCAGUUCCUGUACAACACGCUAACAAUUUGUUUCAGCUCGAUUGGCAUCCGGUGAGUGAACGACAGACAACGUCGAGCAACGCCACUAGGGUAGCCAAAAACAGCAACACCAGGUCCACGUACUCAAGUGCCUCAUCAUCCUAUUGUUCGGAUUUUGGACCUUAUAACGUUAAUACCAGAUUAUAUCCACAUAUCGACACACGACAAGAGUUAACAUCCUGGAUGAAAAUGACAACUCCGACAGAUUCUCGGACUCAGUCUCCUCCGAAUGAUGCAGCCAAGUCAACAAAUAUGGAUAAAAUGCCUGAACGUGGUCAAGUGGAGGGUCGUUUACAUCAAAUUAGAGAAUACAUAAAAAUAACUUCGACAAUGAUGGACUCAUUAAGUCAAUCUAGUGAUUCUCGAGCUAAAGCCCAACAUGAGAAAUUGAGUAAAAUGGUAGAAGAUCUUUAUGACAGCGAACAGAAAUUAAGUAAACUUAUGGAAGAAUGUCAGAAGUAUUGGAGGCCAAAUGAGCUUGAAAAUGACGAGACCCGCCGAGAGUUGGAUCUGCGCAAGAAGGUGGAGGAGUCGCAGCGUAAGUUGGCUCAACUACAAGAGCAUCAGGCCCAUUUGGUGGGCAUGCAACUGCGGGUACGCGAGCGGUUGAAUGAGGCGCGCCAGGCCCAACAAGCCCUCCUGGAUGAGGAAGCCAAUGAGGUCGAGCGUCAAGAAACCGAGGCGAACGAGCAAAAGGAAGCGGAGGCCGCGGGUCAGAACUCCGAGGCACCUACCGCCGAUAAUGUCGAUAGGCUCGAACGCGAGACCGAGGCACUUCGGAGUAAGCUUGAGCAACUCGAGAGCAAGAAGAGACACAUGGACCACCUCGUUCAGGAGCUGCAGGCCGUCGAGCUCAGCGAGCGUGCGAGUUGCAGUUCGGAUGGUUCGAAGCUUACGGGGCAACGCGACAAAGUGGCCGAGCUGCAAGCUUUGAAGUCUCAGCUUUCGCACUUGAAGUCCUUGAUGGGCGAGGCGACGAGGUGCCGAGAAGACACGGAACUGCCGCAGCUAAGUUCCGAAUUCGAGCACGAGGAGGACUCCGCGAUAGCCCUCGAUGGAACCAAUAGCGGGUCACCCAACAUCCCCAUUAUCGACGACCUUGGUCAGCUGGAGGAAAGCAUCAGCGGCACGUACUCUAACUGCUUUAACGACAUGGAUGAGAGCAUCAGGACAAAUCAGAGCGGCGAUCCACCCACUGUCGAGCAGAUUCAGGCUGUGACGAGGGAAUUGAAGGAGCAGCAGCGUUUACUACAAUCCGCGCGCACGGAGCUUCGGCGCUUGAAGCAAGGAUCCUCGAACUCGGUUCCGUCGCUUGCUCUCGGCGAAAGGAAACAGAGCAAUAACGUGGUUAGCAACAAGCGCCGACAGCUUGAGGAUUUUGUAAGGAAGGUCCGUCUGAUAUUCAUUAAGUACCACAAUACGAACACUGAAGGACAGGAGUGGAGUAAUCAGAGAAACCCUAAUUCGUUAAAUAGUCACGGAAGUACUCCGGCAAAUGCCUGGAUUCCACCUGAAAAUCUUGAAAAUGGUUCUCAUGAGCAUAGUGUCGAUGGUAUAUCGGCAACCGAAAAUUUAUUAGAUAUGGGAUUUCAACCGCCCAUAGAGAAUGGAUAUGGAAGUAACUUUUGGGAAAUGCCAACUGUGCUGUCAAAUCAACCACAUGAUGGUAUUAUAAGUGCUGUUGUAGGAUCGGCAGAUUACUACAAACAGCUGCUUCUUGGUUCUCAGGCACAGCAAUUACAAAUGAUGAGCACAACGAUACAACAGUGCUGUCAACUUUUGUGGUCUCAGCAGCGAGAAAUGCAGUCGAUGAAAUCGGCAAUAGUUCGACUUCAGGCUCAAUUUCGACACACCCAGUCACGUUCAAGUAAUAAUUUGGAACUGCAUGAGGAACAGCAUUCAAACCUUGGGAGAGUUGCGACACAACAGCACUUCGGCUCUCUCGACACGGCAACGCUUCCUCCAAGUUCAUCCUUACCAAAUCUUGUUUCAUUACCGAGCAAUUCACUGGCAUCGCCACUCGUCGUUUCGGCUUUAGCCAAUUGUCAACAGCAGCAGCAGCAGCAGCAACAGCAACAACAACAACAACAACAACAACAACAACAACAACAGCAACACCAGCACCAGCACCAACAGCAGUUGAAUAAUCAGGUUCCGCCAGGCAAUAGAGCAAACAACUACUGGGAUAACUUUCGAAGUUACUCGAGACAAAAUUUGCUCUCAGGAUCAUCCAAAACUACAACUGAUUGUAGCCUUAGUACAUCGGUUCACGCUGUUUUACCAUCUAACACUACCAAUGGAGUUAUUACUUCACACGCGAACAAGUGCAAUCGCCAGCAUGGUCUUGAGAAUUCGCCGAUGCUUAUUACAUCGGACGCACAGUAUUCAUUGAACCUGCAGCCAUGUAGCCGCCAUUUACAACAGCAAGAUAUCGCUCUGCGAAACAACUGUAUGCCCAGCCAGGAGGCAUUGCUUCAUCAACAACAGCCCCAACAGAUACAGCAGCAACAGCAGCAGCAGCAGCAGCAGCAGCAGCAACAGCAGCAGCCAUUACCAUUGACAGAAAAUAUCGGCGAGGGACCAAUGGAGUCGAGAUCGCUCGAUGACGGGGCUUUUGCGAGAAGAGCAAAAAAUAUAAGCAAACGCAAAGACAUAAAACUCAUCUUAAAGUAUUGCUUAAAAGUUUUGGAAUCUAAUAAACAAAAUGAAAACUCUGUACCAUCGCUAAAGUAUUUAAGCAAUAGUUCCUAUUCAAGUGACGACGAAUCAGAAGUUGAUGCUCAAGGUAACAUGAUAGAGUCAACACUAACCAACAACAAUAGCAAAAUUAAUGUUGGAACGCAAACGUGCAUAGACAUCAUUGACACAGAUCAAAAUUUUAAUUCGACGCAAAAGAUUUUGGAUGAAACUGAAUUUUCGGAUGGAUUUUCAAACGAUAUAUAUGAAAUUUGUAUACCGUCUGUCUCAUCAAGUACAAAUGAUAUUAAUGAAGAUGUAAUUGAAUCUGAUCCCAGCAAACCAGUAACUUCCAAUAGUAAUCAGAUAAAUGACGAUGUAAACCAGUUAUUGGAAGAAGGAAAUUUUGAGAAUUUAGAAAUGGAAAAAUUCGAUCCCAACGAUGACUCAUCGUAUGACCCAUUUAAUGAGUUCAAAUGA